AUGUUCAAAUUCGCAAUAUUAUUAUAUGUGCUGAAUUUUUGCUGUGGCUAUAAAAUAUUGUUAGUGUUCCCUAUCCCGGGGAGAAGUCAUUUGAUUUUGGGAGAAGGAUAUGUCCGACAUUUAGUUAACGCUGGCCAUGAGGUCACAUAUGUCACGCCCAGACCUAUUAAAAAUGCGUCCACAAAUCUUCGGCAAAUUGACAUAUCAGAGAAUAUAAAAUAUUUUAGAACAGGAUUAUUUAACAUAAAAACUAUUAUGUACAAGGAAAUUGAUUUACAAAAUCAAAAAUUGUUGAUACAAGGAAUGGAUGAUUUUUGGAAAAAAUCAUUGAAAACAAAGGCAAUGCAAAAAUUCUUAAAUGAUCCAAAAGAGCAGUACGACGUUGUUAUAGCAGAAUGGCUUUAUACUGAACUUGGCGCCGGGAUAUCGACAGUUUUUAAAUGUCCAUUAAUAUGGUCCUCUUCUAUGGAUCCCCAUACUACUGUGCUAUCUCUGAUUCACGAACACCUAAAUCCAGCGUAUACGUUCGACCACAUGUCUGUUGACUACUCUUUUACAUUUUCACAAAGAAUAUAUCAGUUGUGGAAUGCAUUAAGAAACACAUAUUUUAAACGGGUUAAUAAUGCAAAGCAGAAUGAAUAUUUUAAAGAUAUUUAUGAACCUAUUCUGACUAAGAGAGGCCAACAAGUACCACAUUAUGAUGAGGUUAGAUACAAUGCUUCGUUAAUGCUCGGUAAUUCUGAUAUUACUACCGGCGAUGGAAUUGCUCUCCCUCAAAAUUAUAAGCAUAUCGGGGGAUAUCAUAUCAAGAACGUUGUUGAACCGCUACCCAAGCAUAUGCAAAAGAUCAUGGAUAAAGCGGAACAUGGUGUAAUAUACUUCAGUAUGGGUAGUAACCUCAAAAGCACCCACAUACCGAAUUCUGUCAAAAAAGAACUAUUACAAGUAUUUAGGGAACUAAAACAAACUGUGAUUUGGAAAUUAGAAGAAACGAUGCCAAAUGCACCCAAAAAUGUCCAUAUUGUACCUUGGGCUCCACAGCAGAGUAUACUCGCUCAUGCAAACAUUGUACUAUUCAUCACCCAUGGAGGUUUACUUUCAAUCUUGGAAACACUUCGUUUUGGAGUACCCAUAAUAGGAAUACCAUUCUACGCUGAUCAGUAUCUAAACGUUAACAGAGCUGUCGCCAAAGGUUUUGCUAAACGAUUAGAUUUUGACGAAAAUUCACCAAACUCUUUGAGGAUUGCUAUAAAGGAAAUUCUUGAUGAUCCCAGCUACCAUCAACGGGCCAAGGAGCUAUCCACAGCUUUCAAUGACAGAAUGGUGCCCCCUGGAAAAGAGCUGGUGCACUGGGUGGAACAUGUAGUGAAAACCGGCGGAGCACCUCAUCUACGGUCUGCAGCGUUACACGUUAGCUGGCAGCGCCACCUUUUGGCAUAUUCUCCACUAAUAGGAGCCUACGUGAUAACUCCAGGUUAUCCGUGUAAUUUUCUACCAAAUCUUGAUACCUUUCAGCGU
Brenthis ino (lesser marbled fritillary) is the source of this 1518-nucleotide messenger RNA. Lineage: Eukaryota; Metazoa; Arthropoda; Insecta; Lepidoptera; Nymphalidae. The record is from the annotation of a GenBank genome assembly.